Messenger RNA from Capsicum annuum, 631 nucleotides. RefSeq names its product protein EPIDERMAL PATTERNING FACTOR 1. The transcript is spliced from 2 exons. The record is from RefSeq and is a predicted model, not a curated record. Lineage: Eukaryota; Viridiplantae; Streptophyta; Magnoliopsida; Solanales; Solanaceae. Gene Ontology annotation, biological process: stomatal complex development; guard cell differentiation. The coding region runs from base 93 to 410 and encodes 105 amino acids.
UCCCUUCAAUAAACCAAUCUUAUUUUUUUUCUCUUAUCAACAACAAAGGUGAUCAUCAAAAAGCUUGAGGAAGGAAAAAAAUUAAGGAAAUAAUGAAAAGUUUAAUGUACAUUGCAACAAUUAUCAUUGUUCUUGUUUUCCUCCCAAUUGUCAUGAAUGCUAGGCAUAUUCCCAAGAUUAACUCAUAUGAUCAGAGACAUGUAAUGUCACCACCAAGGGCAAUGAGAAAAAGAGCAGAUACUCUGGCAGUAGCAGGAUCAAGAUUACCAGAUUGUUCUCAUGCAUGUGGAUCGUGUAAACCUUGUAGAUUAGUGAUGGUUAGCUUUGUUUGUUCAUCAUUAGAAGAAGCUGAGACUUGUCCUGUUGCUUACAAAUGUAUGUGUCAUAACAAGUCAUACCCUGUUCCUUAAUUCAUCACAAAAAGACAACAACGUUAUGUUGUCAAUUUUCCAUAAACAUUAUCUGUAACAUAUAGUGGCUAUUUACAGUUUUAUUUCCUCUAAUUCCCAUAGUGUAGGGCCUAAUUUGUAGGAUCCUUUUUAUUUGUAUUCAAUGAGAGCUUCUUGUUUCAGUAUUUAUUGGUAGAACACAUAUAUAGCCCCUUAAAUUUGUUAGUGAAUUUCAUAAAUUU